AUGGCUUCACUCUCACACCCAUCAACAAUGGAGAACCUCCCAAGCGAGAUUCUGUCAAACAUAUUUCUCAGGUUAUUUGCGAAACAACUUGCACAAAUGAGGUCUGUCUCCAAGUCCUGGAAUGCUUUCUUAUCUAAACCUUCAUUUGUAAAAUCCCACCUUCAUCGCUCUAUCAAGAACAACGAUGGAAUUCUAUUAGUCUCGUUCCAGGGUUUUUCUUUUCACACUAAACCUUUUACAGCACACCCUUCUAAAUCUCCUCGUAUUGAACUCACUGAUUUCGUUACACUUCCGGUAAAUCCACAAUAUGAUGAUACUCUUGGCAGAGUUAUUGGAUCUGUUAAUGGCUUAGUAUGUCUUUCUUCCGAAUCAAUUCGUAAUUCUGUCCUUCUCAUUUGGAACCCUUCUCUCUCUUCUGUGGUGACUCUUCCGCCAAUUUCUAUGCCAUAUUCUGGAUUUUUUCCGAUUCGCUUGUUCAUGCGCUUCGGGUUUGAUCCUAAGUCUGACGAUUAUAAAGUUGUUAAGCUAACAAGCUAUCUCAGUAAACCCCCAAUUGAUCAUGCAUUAUCAUCCUUCAUAGGUUGUCUUUCUGAUGUUGUUAAAGAGUGGCUCCAGGUCGAGGUUUAUAGCAUGAGAAAGGGUUCGUGGCAUUCGAUCACUCAAAAAUUUCCUUCUCACAUCACAUGGGUUGAAGAUCAAGAUGAAGUUUAUGUAGAUGGCCAUGAUGGCCAUCUUCAUUGGCUUUGUUAUUCUGAUUUGAAGGGUAAGCGACAAGUGAUAGUUGCAUUUGAUUUGGGUGACGAAUCAUUUUCCGAGAUUCUUCUUCCAGAUUCUCUACUAGAUUACAACAUGAAUCGGUUGAAUGUUUUAGGGCGUUUAGGUGAGAAGCUUUGUAUGAUGUCAACUGUUGUAGAUGCAGGAUGUGAGGUAUGGGUGAUGAAUGAGCGUGGGGUGUCUACAUCUUGGGUGAAAUACUGUGUCUUUUCGCACUUUGGUAAUAUAGUUCCACAUGGGUUCACAUCACGCAUUGAGUUUUGUUUUCAAGAUCAGAAUGGUUGUCUAGCUUUGUAUGAUCCGAUUGCAACCAAGAUUAGAAAGUUCAGAAUAUCGGAUAAAGAACAUCGGAUAUUUAAAAUUGUUGAGUAUGUUGACAGUCUUGUGUGGGUGACACCUGACAAGUGUGAGAUCAGCGGUAGCAGUGUUUCACGAUUGCAAAUUGGGUGA
Messenger RNA from Lactuca saligna, 1224 nucleotides. The record is from the annotation of a GenBank genome assembly. Lineage: Eukaryota; Viridiplantae; Streptophyta; Magnoliopsida; Asterales; Asteraceae.